AACACUGCGAAGAAUCAUAUUUUUUGUACGGGCGUAAUUAGAAAGCAGUAAUUGAGUUAAUUUCCACGUCCUAACCACAACAACACUUCGUACACUCGCCCUGCGAAGCGAGCGCCCUUGCAUUUUCCCACCGGAAAAUCCGCCGCGUUGAAAGCGAACAACACUCGGGCGCAGACAAAAAAGUCUUAAAUCUACGUCGCCAUUUUUGACACGGCUCCUAAAUCGAAAACACAACACCAACACACCCAAAAAGAGCUGAGAGGAGAAGAAAAAAAAAAUAUACGUUAUAUACGAUUACGUCUAGGAAUAUUCGAAUAACAUUCAACGGCACGCAUGGGGAAUAGUCGUGAUUAGUGUUAUUAGCAACGAAUCGGAAGGGAAGAGUCACUUAAUAAAGGAGUACAGCACAUCGCCCUUAACCCUUACCCCAACCAUCAUCAUCGGGCAGUGUGUGACGUGCAGCAACUGUGAUCCUACCGCAAAAAAAUGGCCAAGACCUACGACUAUCUGUUCAAGUUGCUCCUGAUCGGCGACUCCGGUGUGGGCAAGACCUGCAUUCUGUUCCGGUUCUCCGAAGACGCCUUCAACACGACGUUUAUAUCCACAAUAGGUAUCGAUUUUAAAAUUAGAACAAUUGAAUUGGAUAACAAGAAAAUCAAGCUGCAAAUAUGGGACACUGCCGGCCAGGAGCGUUUUCGCACAAUCACCACGGCCUAUUACAGAGGUGCCAUGGGCAUCAUGCUGGUAUACGACAUUACCCAGGAGAAGUCCUUCGAGAACAUCAAAAACUGGAUCAGGAAUAUCGAGGAAAACGCCUCCGCGGACGUCGAGAAAAUGCUGCUGGGCAACAAGUGCGAAUUGACCGAUAAGCGACAGGUUUCAAAGGAGCGCGGUGAACAAUUGGCUAUCGAGUAUGGCAUAAAGUUCAUGGAAACCUCCGCAAAAGCCAGCAUCAACGUGGAAGAAGCCUUCCUCACCCUAGCCAGUGAUAUCAAAGCGAAAACGGAAAAGCGUAUGGAGGCGAACAACCCACCCAAGGGCGGCCAUCAGCUGAAACCGAUGGACAGUCGGACGAAGGACAGUUGGUUGUCCAGGUGCAGUCUGCUUUGACGUGGCAACGUGCGCUCGGCACUGAUGCGGCAUGGUGGCAACGGCUACGUGGCAGUAGUUUAUGGUGGUAACUACGAAGUAGUAGUUUUCUUAACUCUUAGGUUCGAAUACAACCGGGACCCCGAACAUGCGAACAUUAACUAACAUCUAAAUCAACCUUAAGCAUCAACAGCCGGCUCUCCCUAACCGAAUAAGCGCGAUAAUGGAAUAGAAAACAAAUUGCAUUAUGAAACAGUUAUUAAAUAAAGUAUAUGACGACUUCGUGUACGAAAUAUACCUAGGCAUGAUAAUAUAUAUAUAUACGUAUAUAACUCAAGUUAAAAAAGAGAUCCAGCGAUAACGUAAAGCGAAGAGCAGCCAAUCCAACCCGCCCGCGUCCUUCUCGAAGAGGUUUUAGUAUUAACGGAAUUAUGAUUUUCUCUAGCAGCCAUGGUUGUUGUCGAUUUGUAAAUUAUUACUUGUAAAACAAAUAUAUAUGUACUAUGUAUGCAUAUGAUUAGUUCA
This is a messenger RNA of Drosophila gunungcola (fruit fly), 1614 nucleotides long. It is a transcript of the gene Rab8, whose product is annotated as ras-related protein Rab-8A. Gene Ontology annotation, biological process: cellular response to insulin stimulus; regulation of exocytosis; protein localization to plasma membrane. Gene Ontology annotation, molecular function: GTPase activity; GTP binding. The record is from RefSeq and is a predicted model, not a curated record. The coding region runs from base 487 to 1110 and encodes 207 amino acids. The transcript is spliced from 5 exons. Lineage: Eukaryota; Metazoa; Arthropoda; Insecta; Diptera; Drosophilidae. Gene Ontology annotation, cellular component: synaptic vesicle; plasma membrane; trans-Golgi network transport vesicle.